AUGGCAGCAGCAGGGAAGGCGACGGUGGAGUAUGAGGUGAAUCUGCGCGUGAAGAAGCAGGUGGAGGGUCCCUUCCUCGAGUGGCUUCGUGCCCACAUGCGCGACAUGGUGGAGACCACGCGCUGCUUCGUCUCGGCGCGGCUCUACAGCCAGGAGGCCUCGAGGGGGACAACGAGGCCACCAGCGAUGACGCGGCUGACUACGUGCGCUACGUGGCGCUCUACGGGUGCGCUGACCGUGCCGCCCUCCAGCACUACUUCGACCACCACGCCCCGGCCAUGCGUGCCGACGGCCUCCAGCGCUUCCCCAACCAAUUCGCAGCCACGCGCCGCAUCCUCCAUCUCCAGUAGAGCAAGCAAUAAAGAAGAGCACACGGCCUGGCUCUCUCAUCAACCACAGGACACCGCCUCAGGAAUUUCACCGGCUCGCGUGGCCCAAUGGAAAGGCGUCCGCCUCCUAAGCGGAAGAUUGUGGGUUCGAUCCCCACCGUGA
This is a messenger RNA of Acanthamoeba castellanii str. Neff, 492 nucleotides long. RefSeq lists its product as uncharacterized. NCBI's taxonomy places the organism in Eukaryota, Discosea, Longamoebia, Acanthamoebidae. Bases 1 to 492 code for a protein of 163 amino acids. The record is from RefSeq and is a predicted model, not a curated record. The transcript has a single exon.